CUGUGUGGGAGGCAAGUCCGCUACAUGAGUACAAUGUCUCCCGAAUGCCAUGCGCUAUGAGUUUCGCCCGCGAAAAUACGUUUUUCGCGUUGGACUAGUGAUGUGUGCGUGAAUGGACCACGUGAUUUUGACAGCCGAAAAAGCCGGUCGUUAACGGGUGUCAACUGGGAGUGUUAUUGAUAACAAUUUUGAGUGAUUCAACAGGCUUUUGAAGAUGAUAUAAGAUCAAAGGAGCCACACCAGAAUGGUUAUAAAAUAUUACUCCGCGCAAUUUCCGCCGGCUAUGGAGUGUUUUCGAUAUCAUUGUCUUUUGAUACUACUGUUUGCAAGUCUAUGUUCUGCAAAUGAUGGAUUCACUAGCCUUUCCAAAUUUCAAUACGAUAUUCUCGAAUACGACCUACUCCACGCCAUCGCUGUGCCGUUCAGGAAUCCUAAAACUCAAUACUUCGACGAAGGCCUCGACGGUUUCCCCGCAUACGGUCUCAAGCCUGGUUCCGACAUAAAAUCCCCAUACCGACUCUUCAUGCCCGAAAAACUUUACCCCGAAUUCUCAAUAACAGCCACAGUGCGCCCCGCAAACAAAGAUGGCGGCUUUCUCUUCUCCGUUGUAAAUCCCUUAGAAACGGUCGUCCAAUUGGGCGUAAAACUGAUCCCAUCAGGGCCGGGGUUGACGAAUAUAUCACUGUUAUAUACAGAUGCAAAUAUCUACGCAUUGUCUCAAACGAUAGCAUCAUUCGUGGUGCCUUCGUUCGCCAAAAAAUGGACGCGUUUCGGUUUGAGAGUCACCACUGAUAAUGUUACUCUGUACCUGAACUGCCACGAGUUUAAUACUGUUACUGUGAAAAGAGAACCAUUGGAAUUGGUAUUCGAUUCGGCUUCGACACUGUAUGUGGGACAGGCCGGGCCAUUGAUCGGUGGAGCUUUUCACGGCGCGUAUCAAGAGCUCAAGUUGUUUGAAUCUCCGUCACAGGCCGCGGUGCAGUGUGUCAACACCUUUAAGGAUUUCGGUAGCGGCAACGAAUAUGACGAGAUUGACAUAGACAAUUUCUUGGUGGAUCAGGAAGAUGGAGACGCAGAAGGUUCUGGACGCUACGGGACCAUCCCCCCUUUCCCACCACCCCCUCCGGGACUCGACGGUUACCCUAUGAGACUUCGAGGCGAAAAGGGAGAACGCGGACCGAGGGGCCCACCUGGAGAGUCAAUACGUGGACCACCAGGUCCGCCAGGUCCGCCCGGUGUGCCGGGAACUCCGGGCACCAGUUUAGCAGAAAUAUCCGGAUCUGGUGACGAUCAAAUUUUUGGAGAGAACUACUCGUCGCUUGGACAAUGCGGUUGUAACUCCAGCACCAUCCUGGCUCUCCUUCAGACUGCUCCAGAGCUGAAGGGUCCACCUGGUCCCCCAGGACUGGCAGGAGCCGAUGGAAGAGCAGGCACGCCUGGUAUAACUGGACAAUCGGGACCUCCAGGUGAACGUGGUCCCGUAGGGCCACGGGGUGAAAAAGGAGAACGAGGUGAUUUGGGUCCACGGGGGCCCGAAGGGCCAAUAGGGCCUAAAGGCGAAGCAGGAGUGGAUGGAAGACCGGGCAUACCGGGACCGCCAGGCCCCCCCGGACCACCAGGGACUUCGGAAUAUCAACACUUCGAUGACCACUUGGGAUACGGUGAACAUUUAGGCCGUCCUGGUGCACCGGGGCCAAAAGGCGACGCAGGACAACCAGGUCCCAUUGGACCACAGGGUGAAAGGGGCUUCCCGGGUCAUAAAGGAGACAGAGGACAACCUGGUGCAGCUGGUUCAAAAGGAGAACGUGGUCAUGCAGGUCCCCAAGGAGAUCGGGGAUUAAAAGGUGAACCUGGUCGUCCAGGCCUUGAUGGGCGCCCGGGCAUACCUGGAGCCAAUGGACGACCAGCUGAAAAGGGUGAAAAAGGUGAACGUGGCUUGCCGGGUCCUCCAGGUCCACCAGUUCUGGUUUCUGAAGAUCCUGAAUUUGCAUCCGGUUAUGGUUCUGGACUUGGCACAGGUCGUGCAAGUGAAAUAGGCGCUAAAGGCGAGCCUGGAGAAAAGGGUGAAAAAGGCAGUAGAGGAAAUGACGGACUCGCAGGAUUUCCUGGUAAAGAUGGAAAGCCAGGUGACAGAGGCGACAUCGGACCAUCAGGCAUGCCUGGCAUGUCAGGGCCACCUGGACCCCCGGGCCUAAAAGGCGAAAGGGGUGAAAGGGGACCUCCUGGACCAGUCAGUAUAAGUGGCGCAGGAGCUGAUGUUAUUACAAUUAAGGGCGAUAAAGGAGAACCAGGUCCUAGAGGUAGACGAGGACGUCCAGGCCCAGCUGGGCCCAGGGGUCUACAGGGAUUACCAGGUAUACCCGGGGCACCAGGUCGUCCCGGGGAAAAGGGCGAAAGUGGAUCGUCAGGUUGGAUGGGAAAGCCUGGUACUCUAGGCCCGCCUGGCAUACCAGGGCCAGUGGGACCCAAAGGCGAGAAAGGAGAUCCAGGCAUCAAUAUUUUAGAUGCAUCUAUGUUCAAGGGAGAAAAAGGGGAUCCAGGGUUAGAUGGUCUUCCCGGACCUCCGGGUGCGGACGGCGCUCCUGGACCCCCAGGUCCCCCUGGGGUAGUAUCGGAACCGGUUCGUUAUCUUCCCGGACCACCAGGCCCACCCGGUCCUCCAGGGCCACCAGGCCUGUCCAUAGUGGGUCCAAAAGGCGAACCCGGAGUUAAUUAUUACGAUGAACAUCCAGUUCAUGGAAACACCAAGUAUUAUGGAAGACCAGGCGCCUUUUCAUCGUCACCAAUCCAUUCUGACGAAUCAACGCCAGAGAAGAAAUUGCCAUCAGCUGCUGUUUUCCAUACUACUACAGAAAUGAUGAAGUCUGCAGCAUCAAGUCCUGUUGGCACUUUGGCGUACAUAGUAGAAGAACAAGCUUUGGUGGUCAAAGUCAACUCUGGCUGGCAGUAUGUUUUGCUGGGAUCAUUAGUGACACAUCCGACACCACCGCCGCCGUCUACUUCAUCACCGUUCAAGCCCGCAAUACCUGCUGAGAGCCUGGUCCACAACCCAUCUUUAUCUAACUCAGUUGACGAUUCCGCUUCGUACACGGGACCUUAUAUUCAUUUGGCGGCGUUGAAUAAUCCGAUGCCGGGCAAUAUGUACGGCGGAGUGCGGAGUGCCGAUUACGCCUGCUACCGACAGGCGCGCAGGGCCGGACUCAGGGGCACGUAUAGGGCGUUCAUCACAAACAGAAUCCAAAACCUAGACUCAAUAGUGCGCCCGUCGGAUCGCCAUCUUCCUGUCUUGAACAUGCAAGGGGAAGUCCUGUUCAAGUCGUUCUCGGACAUCUUCGACGGCAACGGGGGGCUGAUGGGGGGAUCCCCCAGGAUAUUCAGUUUCAACGGCAAGAAUAUCAUGACUGAUUCGCAUUGGCCUCAGAAAAUAAUUUGGCACGGAGCACACGCGAGCGGGGAGCGGGCGUUUGAUGCUUUCUGCGAGGAGUGGCAGAGCAGCGACCCCGCCAGCAGGGGAAUGUCUGCAUCACUAUAUUCCCACAAAAUAUUGUCACAGGAACGGCACACUUGCAACAAUCACUUCGCUGUCCUGUGUGUCGAAGCAACAUCAAAUGCUAGCAAAAGAAGUAAAAGAGAAGCAAAAAGGUACAACUCAACGGCGCUAUUAGACGACGAAGACUAUUUAUAUAAUGCUGAAGAAUACCAACAGUUACUAAACGAAAUAUUUGCUCAACCAUUUAGAGAGAAUUAGUCUAACAAGCGUUGUGUACAAUUAAUGAAAUUCAACUUAAAUCUCAGAGCCAGCGCAGAUAAUAUACAAUCUUAGUGUCACAUACAUUAAUCAACAUAAAAAUAAAAACCAAACAGAUAUCUAAGUUUGCAUUAUUAAUCUAAUGCUGACCUAGAUUGGUUGACUUAAAGUUGUAACUCCGGUAUUAUCUUUCUGCAAAAUAAGAAUUUUAACCAAAUCUAACUUUAAAUCUAAGUGAUGUUUAAAAUUUAAAAUGAUUGCUUUUCACAGCUUGCAUAUUUAUGUUCAUCAGUGAGAUAUCAUUUAUUUCUUUAGUUGUUAUUGCAAAAAAGUAAUUACAAAUAAUUAACAAUUGAUUUGUACUACUAUAUAAAAUAUAACUUCUUUCAACAUAUUUAAAAAAGUAAUAUUAGUUAUUAGACUUUAUAUUGAUUAUUAAUUGACCAAGUAAAUUUAUCAGUGCUUCGAUAAUACUUAAUGCUUGAAUUAAUUUAUUUUGCGUUUAUAGAAUAUAUAAAUAAACCUGAAACAAAACUAAUUUUAUAAAAAUAAUAUUUGGUGUUGUCUUGAGAUUCCUAUUAAGUAAGCUGUACGCUUAAGCCAUGAAAAGUUACUAAAUCGUACUAAGUAUAGUCAAAUGUAUAGAUACGUUUUUCGCUAUUUCGUUUUGUACUCAAUUGUAUAUAAUUGAAAAAUAAUAAGUCAUGUUUAUUUUUACUUUUUUAUUUUGGUAUUUAAAAUGUAAGUAAGAUGAAUGAACGAUAAAAUUGUAUAUGUGAAAUUUUCAUACAUAAUUUUGAUCAAAAUUGUAACAAAAAAUAAUUUACUUUUAAGACUGUAUUUUUCAGGUAAAUAAAUUGUAUUGCUAAUAAUGCAGACCCUAGUGGACAUACUUAUAUUUUGGUCCAAUAUGUAUCGACUUAAAAAUGAUUGUAAGUAAUUUGGUAAAAUCAUAAGUAACAUUGAAUUUUUUUUGAAAUCUGUUACGUAAGUAAGCAGUGUACAUUGAGAAAUGAAUUUAAAAAAAAAACAUCCAUAUGUACGCAUUAGAAAUAAUCAAAAUAUCUUUGACUUUGUAGAUACGUUUAUUUUAACUUGGAAGAAAAGAAAGCUGCGGAGUGUAAUAAAAAUGAAAAGCACGCAGUUAGUAAUAUUUAUUUUUAUGUGAAUGACACACAAAUCAAUGCAAUAAUAAUGCAAUGUAAGGUACUUCACUUCGUACGUAUAUUACAUAUUUUAUUAGAUAAUUAAUUAAUAUAAUAAUUUAAAUGUAUAUAUUCGUUAUUAUUAAUUUCAUAUGUUGUAAUAAUUUUAAUUUCAGAAAAACAUAUUGAAUACUUUGUGGUCUGAUUCAUUUACUAUUGUAUUAAGUUUGGAAAUUGUAAUUUUAGCCAAGUUAUUAAAAUAUUUUUUAAGAAAUUAAAAAGUUAAUUGCUAAGCAAUUAGUAAUAAAUUUGUAAAGUAUUAAUAUGACACACAUGUUUAUAUUGUGCCAUUUAGUUACACAAAAAAUAUAUUUAUUUCUUUUACAUAUGCAAUUAUUUACUUAUUACCAUAUUAUUAUAAGUUUAAUAAGGCUAGUCGUGAUUUUUACUGUCAAAUUGCUUUUAUAGUCAUUUGACUAAUGUGUUCGUUACGUCUUUGAAUAUGAAGUGAAUAAAAAUAACAAUGUUAUAAUAAAAAGGAAAAUAAUCCUAAUCGGAGAUCACAUUUAAUAAAGAAUUACAUAACACAUGUGCACUUGUAAAAUUAUUUAAAAAAAUCAGGAAAACGAAUACAUUUUUAUUUAGGUAUUAUAUUUGCAAUGACUUCUGCGUUAGUUUGUCUAUGAACUGCCACUAGUAGAUCAUUAGAAAUAGUCAUCUAAUAAUAAGUUACUGUGAUUUUAAAACCAGUAAAGCAGAUAUAUGAUUGACAAUGACAUACCAUAAGCAUUUAUGAAUGUAUUAUUAUAAGUGCUUCGCAUCGAAUAAGUAAUGAUGUUAAAAUGGCUGACUGUGUUUAUACAAUGGUAUAAUAAUUUAAAUAAAUGU
This is a messenger RNA of Amyelois transitella, 5781 nucleotides long. RefSeq names its product collagen alpha-1(IX) chain. NCBI's taxonomy places the organism in Eukaryota, Metazoa, Arthropoda, Insecta, Lepidoptera, Pyralidae. The record is from RefSeq and is a predicted model, not a curated record. The coding region runs from base 245 to 3748 and encodes 1167 amino acids. The transcript is spliced from 26 exons.